Messenger RNA from Phytophthora infestans T30-4, 870 nucleotides. Its product is annotated as nitric oxide synthase-interacting protein, putative. The record is from RefSeq and is a predicted model, not a curated record. The coding region runs from base 1 to 870 and encodes 289 amino acids. Lineage: Eukaryota; Oomycota; Peronosporomycetes; Peronosporales; Peronosporaceae. Gene Ontology annotation, cellular component: nucleus. The transcript has a single exon. Gene Ontology annotation, molecular function: ubiquitin protein ligase activity.
AUGAGCCGGCACAGCAAGAAUGCGACAGCGACGACACAUUUCACUUACCGCGAGCGGGUGGCUGCUGGCCACGGUACGCUAAAACGGCGCUUUGGGCGCGACUCGCAGCUCUCCUUUGGCGUGUGCUGCCUGUGUUUGGCCACGACGCACAGCCGCAGCCCUCUUGUGUCUCCAGGAGGCUUCGUCUAUUGCAAGGAAUGCAUCUACUCCAAUUUACUGGCCCAGAAGCGCUCGAUCCAAGAAAACGUAGCAGCCUACGAGCGAUUCAUGGAGACGCAGGACCGUAAGCAGCAGGACGAGGUGCUGCAGAAAGAGCGUGAGACGUUGCAGAAGGCGCUCGACGCGGCUGAGGGCGCCAUUAGCGGCAAGGCUACGCGUACCCUUGACCAGGCGCGAGCGCUGGCCACGCAGAAGCUCAAGGAGAAGGUAGACAGGGCCACAGAUGACGACAAGCGCGAGGCUAUGAAGAAGACGAGCUUCUGGAUCCCAGACUGCACCCCCACACAGGAGACGAAGGUGGACAAACCAGACACCAAGACCAGAGACCCCAUGAGUCUGGACGAGAUGAAACUCAAACACUUGAUGCCAGUCAAGUUCGAGUGGGACACGAGUGCUGCAGACGGGAAGCCGAAGGUGUUGUGUGCCGUGACUAAGAAGGAGAUCUCGCACCAUCGCGCGGUGCUACUGCGACCGUCUGGCCAGGUGAUUCUGGAGAGCUGCUUGAAGGACAUGGUGUUGCCCACCAUGACGUGUCCUGUCACGGGACUGAAGCUACGUAAGAAGGACAUUGUGUACCUGCAAGCAGGAGGUACUGGGUUUAGCGCGCAUAGUACAGUGGAGGCCAAAAAAUACCGCCCCACCAUGACCUAG